UACAACUAUAAACUCUAACAAGCAACCCAUAAACUACAGAGAAGUAAAGUAGACAAGACCAUUAACGAUAAGAAGAAGUAAUGAGUUACAACCAAACACUCUAAUAAGAAGUAAUGACCGAACCAUAAACUACUUUCAGUAAUAACCGAACCAUAAAAUCUGACAAGCUACACAUAGAACCACAAAGCUAGUAACAACUUAUUAAAUAUCAGUUUACUUUUACGCAAGUACAACAACCUCUUUUGCAUUUCACAUGUAUAUGAACAGAUUUACUCUUUCAAAACUAUGAGAAUAAUUAUGAACAAUGACUAUAAACACUUGAACAAUUAUGCUAACUCAAUCAAAGGAAAUUCACAAAUGAACAGUGAGCAUAAACACUUGAACAAUUAUCCUAAAUAUGAAAAGAUGAACAGAUUUAGUCAAUCAAAACUAUGAGAGAAUUUCGAACAAGAGUUCAUAAACGCAGGAACAAUUUUGUUUACUCAUUCAAAAGAAUUCACAUAUGAGAAAUUUAGCAAAAAUAUUACACACCAUCACAAUUACAAACCAUCACAAUCAGGAAGUAUUAUCACUCUAAAAAAAAAUUCUAACCAAGACGGAGAUAGAUCAAAUCAUCAAUCGUAAGCUCUAUAUCGCACGAAAAAAUUAAUCUAACCGAGACGGAGAUUGAGAAAACACAAACCUGUUUUCGAUUGGAUCGCCGUCGAGAGAGAGAGAGAAUACGGAAAUGCCGAGAAUGCUUUCCACACCGAAACUCGUCUUUCCCCUACAAAGACGAUGCAUGCAACGCAAUCGUCACAACAGAUACCAAUCAAACCCACAUAUACAUCGACUUGUAAAUCGUAAAACAGAGGACAGAGAAGAGCACAUACCUUGUCUAUAUUCGAUUCGGCAGAGAAGUCUUCGAUUACACGACUGAUCGGUGUCGCCGUCGAAAUAGAGAGAGAGGAGUCGAGAUCGCCGUCGGAAUAGAGAGAAAGGAGUCGAGACCAAGAUUAUUCGAAACCGAUCUUCGUGUUUCCUCUACCCCUUUCGGUUUUCCAAUCAAACUGUGCCACGUGCUCCAUAAGGACGAGCUCGGACGCUCCUUGAUUAACCCACGUCUCUCUUCUUUUCUUUUAUUUUUUAUUUAUUUUUCGGCCCAUUUCGUCUAAGGACGGCCUGCUGUAACGCCGAUAAUGUUGGCCUAAAAACCCCUCCAUUAUUGAUCUGUCCCUCAUUGAAGCUCUCAAGGUAUUCUUAUAGUAUCCUAUCUUUUCAAUCUAUACAGUGGACCAGUUAAAUUUUUUUAUAUAUAUGAGGUUUGAAUCUGACCAACAAGGAUUUAAUCUGACGUAUAUAUAAGUUUUAGCGAUAUGAUCUAAAUAUUUCUCGCAUAUGUUAGACAUAUCGUACAUAUACAUGUGUGCGUCAGUACAUCCUUUUUGCAUGUGUCCUGUGAACGUAUAAUAUAUUUUGCCAAUAAACGGAAAAUGUGAAAUAAUUUGUAUAUGUAAGCUAUUUCCGUGAAAUAUCGUGACACUCGACAUUAUAUUCAAAUGAAAAAUUACAUGAUCAAAUAAGAUGCAUGGGUUGCAUCCUUCUUUUAUUGGAUUUUGACAUCAGAUAGUUGUAUCUUAAAUACUAAAAUUUUAAUAUUUGAUAUUUAUCUUAUGAAGUUUAAAAUUUUAAAUAUCAAGAUAAAUGUUGUUUUUCAGACCACUACGCGUAUUAAAAUUGUAGAAGAACCAAUCUGCCUAAUGAACACGUCAAUCCUUGAAGGAAACUUACAUAUACAAAAUCGAUUAGAGUUAUAACCGGUAAAAUCCAUAAUCAAGUUUAGUCGGGCUUUGGUUGGGAAAUGUUACAAAACUGUCUUAGUUAAUCUUUCCAUUUUUCAGAAAAAGACAUAAUAUAAGGGAAUCAGGUCUAUGCUGAUGAUAUAUGUCACUACACAAUCGAUUUAUUGAUCAAUAAUUAGUUGGUAGUGAAUAAUUGAAGUUAGUAUAUAGCCUCAGAAGUCAGAUCACAACUCUCGUGAUGUUUGUUUGGCUUUUUUAUUUUCUGUCACAUAUUUCCUAAUUAUAUUCUUAUGGACUUGUUCUAUUCUUAAUGGGUAGGAUCAUAUUCGUACCCAAAAGCUGGUAAUUUAUUUAGUGAAUGAUUUGAUUAUUUGUUCCUGAUUUUCAAAUUAUCUCUGUUUGGAGAUGAGAUUACAAAAGUUGUCAAUAAAAAGAAAGAAAAAUGAGAUUACAUAACGACUAUUGUUCUUCAUAUUGCAAAGCAUCAACACUGAUCCGAAUCUAAGUAUCGUAGCUAAUUACAAUUUUAUACAUAAUAUACAAAUGGUACUUCUUAGACACAAUCAAAUCACAAGUUGAUAUUUUCUAUAAUCAUAAUCGUUCUCUCAUAUACCAAGUUACACAUCCGACAUGUAUCAUCAAGAAGUCCUAAACUAUUAUUUCGUAUCCAGUAAAUAGUUUUUGUUGGGGAUAUAAUCAAAUUCAUAAAUGAUAAAUUAAUUACUUAUUUAGUUAUAUAUAUUUCUAAAAACAUUAUAGCAAAAAUAUAUUUCUAAAAACAGUAGAAAAAUUCUGGUGUAGCAAGAAUAGUCAUCUAAAUAAACAUAAUGGAAAGAUCACAUGCAAUGAAAAUAUUAAAACCCACGUGAUUCAAUAAACACCAAUCUUAACAGAAAUCGUGAUCUUAUAAUAGAAAAAUGUCAAUAAUGAUAUCCACCCUUUUUAUUUUUGCAGAUGGUGGUUACAAAAUUGGGAAAGCACAAUGUGAUGGUUUAGACAACCACCUAACCAAACCAGGGUGGUGCUGUGCCAACAACGACGGUAAUGGUUUCUUCGGUGACAAGUUCUUCGAUCCCACCGUAUGGACCGCAGCUUUGAGUAAAAUGGCAGCAACUUUCAACGGCGUCUCUAAUGUCGUUGGCAUGAGUCUAAGGAAUGAACUUAGAGGAACUAAACAAAACGUUAACGAUUGGUUCAAGUACAUGCAACAAGGAGCGGAAGCAGUUCAUUCAGCAAACAAGAACGUACUUGUAAUCAUGUCCGGUCUCAGUUUCGACACUGACCUCUCUUUCCUUAUGCCGCGACCCGUCCAUCUAUCUUUCACCGGAAAACUCGUCUUCGAGCUCCACUGGUAUUCAUUCUCUGACGGAAACUCAUGGUCGACCAAUAACUCCAACGAUAACUGCGGUCAGGUUCUAAACCGGAUAAGAAAUAAUGGCGGUUUUCUCCUUAACCAAGGCUUUCCCUUGUUCCUCAGCGAAAUUGGUAUAGAUGAAAGAGGAGGAAACGUUAAUGAUGAUCGCUAUUUUGGAUGUCUAACCGGUUGGGCGGCCAAAAAUGAUGUCGACUGGUCACUAUGGGCCCUAACCGGAACUUAUUACUUAAGACUAGGCGUGGUCGGGUUGAAUGAGUAUUAUGGUGUGCUGGAUUCGGAUUGGAUUAGUGUUCGAAACUCAAGUUUCUUGCAAAAGAUCUAUCUUCUUCAAUCUACACUUCAAGGUGCUUAAAUAAGAUUUGAUUAAGUUAUUAAUUAUUUUUUGUUACAUUUUAGUUUCUGAAUUGAUUUGGUUUUACUAGGACCGGGCCCUCGAACUGAUGCUUACAAUCUGGUUUUCCAUCCGUUAACCGGACUUUGCCUGGUAUGUUCUCUCAAGGACACGGCAAUGCUCACUCUUGGUCCGUGCAAUAGUUCCGAACCAUGGAGCUUCACUAAGAAAACAUUACGAAUCAAGGACCAGCCUUUGUGUUUACAGAGUAACGGACCAGAAAAUAGGGUUACCAUGUCUCGGACGGGUUGUUCGAGAAUCGAGAUGGCAGACUAUCUCAGCCUCUAGGAUGCACUUAGCUUUGACAACAAGUAAGAAUAAUUCUCUUUGCCUUGACGUGGACGCAACCAACAAUAUCCUGGCUAAUCCUUGCAAGUGUCUGAGUAAGGACAGUUCGUGUCAGCCAAUGAGCCAGUGGUUCAAGAUCAUUAACGCUACCAGGCCAUUGGAGAGCUCGAAACUGUACAAACAGUUGGAGAAUCUGUCUCCCAGAUCGGAUAUGUUGUAAAGCUCUUUGACUUGCUAAAAAAGCUAUUAAAAAUAAGAUAAAAAAUGUCUUCGUUUAAGAUAAGAAAAUAAUAAAAAAGAUUAGGAUUUCUUGUAAAAUCCAUAUCUUAAUUACAGAACUAAAGAUUAGCUAGUACAAAUCUUUACAAAAAAAAAAGAUUUAGCUAGUACAAAUCUUUACAAAAAAAAAAGAUUAGCUAGUACAAAUAUUUUUACUCCUCAAUAUCUUUCUAUCAUUUCAGUGAAACACACUUGAGUUAGCUACCUUCUCACGCAAACAACACAAAA
This is a messenger RNA of Brassica rapa (field mustard), 4342 nucleotides long. RefSeq names its product glycosyl hydrolase 5 family protein-like. Gene Ontology annotation, molecular function: hydrolase activity, hydrolyzing O-glycosyl compounds. Lineage: Eukaryota; Viridiplantae; Streptophyta; Magnoliopsida; Brassicales; Brassicaceae. Gene Ontology annotation, biological process: polysaccharide catabolic process. The record is from RefSeq and is a predicted model, not a curated record.